Messenger RNA from Cyprinodon variegatus (sheepshead minnow), 4493 nucleotides. It is a transcript of the gene polr2m, whose product is annotated as neurofilament heavy polypeptide-like. Lineage: Eukaryota; Metazoa; Chordata; Actinopteri; Cyprinodontiformes; Cyprinodontidae. Gene Ontology annotation, molecular function: transcription elongation factor activity. The record is from RefSeq and is a predicted model, not a curated record. The transcript is spliced from 19 exons. Gene Ontology annotation, cellular component: intracellular anatomical structure; nucleus. Gene Ontology annotation, biological process: transcription elongation by RNA polymerase II; intracellular signal transduction. Bases 398 to 3520 code for a protein of 1040 amino acids.
CAGGUCUGAUGGGAACUCAGUGCCAGAUAGAAGAAGGGGAGGUGACUGACAACCCUGCUGCCAGCCGGUAAGACUCUUACCCAGAGAAUGAGAUAUGAAGACAGAUGUGCUCAUGUUGCAGUGAGUAAAGGCUGGAUCCGGUCUAGUCACUGACUGACAGAAAGGUAAGGGACCUUUGAACCCCAGGGCCCUGUGGACUCCCAGCACCACCUCCAGCCAAAGCUGUAGGCUUGACUGAGUGGAAUUUCCCUCCUCUUCCCUGCCUGGAGCCGGGGGCAGAUGGUCGGUCUGAAAGCCUGAGCAAAACUCAGGAAGAAGAAGGAGAGGAAGGGUGGGAGAGAGUGGGGGCUGGAGAGAAGGAGACGAAGACAGGCACAGACUGGGUAGAAAAGGAGACAUGCUUCGCUACGGCUCAAGACCUACGGUUUCCACCACCACCACCACAGAGGACCCUGCAAAGCCUUCAAGUGAGAGGAGGAUUCUCAGGCUAACUCUGCUCGCAGGAAAUAGUGAAAACAAGGAGGAAAAAUCUGCAGACACAAGUGAGAGUCACAUCAAGGAAACAUGGAAGAAGAAGAACGGGCUGAUCCACCGAGAAAGUCCAGCUGGCAUGGAGUCGCCUCAGCAGCACCUCGGAGACACAACCAAUGGGGUGCCUGUGACCUCGCUGCAGCAUCAUGGGCCCAAAGUGUACGGCGUAGUGCAGAGGACAAGCUCGGACAGACAGCAGGAGCUGAUGGCGAGGGAGUGGACUGUCAGCCACCUUCAUGAUGAGAUGAGGUACAUCAGGGAGGUGAGAGACUCACUAGAGAAGGUGAGAGAAAGGAUGUACGGCCAGUUUGGAGGAAUGCAGCAAUCAAUGGAGAAGCUCUCACGGGAAAUUAGGGCAGCCAACUCCCAGAGGAAAAGUCUUGAAUCUGAGGUGAAGGUCCGUACAGCAGCCAUGGACAACUUUGAUCAGAUGAACAGCUCCCUCAUAUCUGCAAACCUCAGCCUGCAGAAAUCCCUCAUUGAGAACUGUCAGAACAGAAUAGGCGCAAAAGAUGAGGUAAAGACUUUGCGGAGUACCUGCCAAAAAACGGAGGAGCAGCUCAGGGACAGGGAGCGGGAGCUGGCUGCAGCAAAGGCUGAAAACCAAACACUGAGACUUCAGGUUGAAUCUUCACAUGAGGCCAACACCCGCGCCAUGCAGGAUCUCUCUGCAAAGCUCCAGAAGGAGUACGAAGAAAAGCUGCUGAGGGAACAACAGAAACACAGAGAAGAGAUAGAAAAACUACAGGUCCAACUUGAUGAUUACAUGAGGCGACUGGAGGAAACAGAAACGAAACUGAGAGCAGCAGAGUCACAGAUUGCUGAAAAAGACCAGCGGAUCACUGAAGUUGAACGUCUCCUGAGCUGCAUGGGGAAAGAGAAGAGUCAACUCCAGCAGAAACUGCAGGAUUAUGAGCAGCGUAUUCGCAUGUUAGAGCGGACAGACAAAACGGAUGCAGCUGCAGCCAAGAGGUCUAAGCAGCUGCAAGAAGAAGCCGUGGAACUUCGUGAGAGAAUUAAACACUUAAACGACAUGGUGUUCUGCCAGCAGAGGAAAGUCAAAGGAAUGAUAGAGGAAGUUCAAGCUCUACGAUCUCAAGUUGCCCAGAAGGACAUGUUUAUCUCAGACCUUUUAGACAGAAUUGCAAUAGUGGAGUGUGAGAAUAAUGAAUUAGAAGACAAGCUGAAGUAUUUUAUGUCCACACAGAAUAGGCCUCAAGAAAGUUUGGAAAGACGAGACAUAGGAGUAGGCUGUGAUCUGCUCCCCAGACACGAAGUAAAGAGGAAUGUUGUCGAACCUGUUCAUCUUCAUUCCACCCAACCUACAUCACCUGUCCAACCUACAUCACCUGUCCGACCUACAUCACCUGUCCAACCUACAUCCCCCGUCCAACCUACAUCCCCCGUCCAACCUACAUCACCUGUCCAACCUACAUCAUUCGUUGAACCUUCAUCGUUUUUCCAGCCUUCAUCACCAAUUAAUGCAACAUCACCUCCUCAACCUCUCUCACCCACAGAUCCUUCAUCACCCACACAAUGGUCUUCAUCUUCUUCAAAUCUUUCCUCAUUCCACCAUUCAUCAUUCAGCCUAACAAAGCCCAUCCAUCCAAGGACAUUCAGCUCUACUAACCCUCCACCCAGCAGACUAGAAAACAGUUUAUUAAGGUAUUCUCCUGGUCAGUAUAGUCAGUUCCUGCAGUCCAACAUGGCAGCAGUAAAUGGUGUUUACCCGCCUGAGUCUGAUCCCGUUCUGAGUCCCGUCAAGUCAGAUGAGGUGGAUGCAAAACCGAAAACAGACACUACACAAAGUAAACAACAGUCCACUUCAUCAUCCAUGUCGUCUUCUCGACCAAGAACAAGAUUACAAGUUUACUCGCCCUUCAUGAAACUGAUUGGACAGAACCAUAAAGACAAACACUCAUCGACUAGUAGUUUUCGAUCCGCCAUAACGGAAAAGAAGAAGAAGACCGCUCGCGACCCCACUCCAGACAUGCGUAUGGAUGGAUGGAUGGAUGUGUUUGCCGAGCGGCAGGGACAGGUUGGAGAUCUGAGGAGCCGCAGCAUAGAGGAGCUCCAGGAGCUACUGCUCCGGCAGGAGAACAUCCUUUCUAACAAGAGAUUGCUGCGGACUCUCCCCGACAAAGGACAAAAGAUCAAAGAGUUUGCAGAGAAGGUCCGCCUUGCCAUUGAACAGCGAGGUGAAGAGGAAAGAAGACAGAGAUUGGUGUCUGCUGCCAGAGCCCAGUUACAGUCCAAGUAUCAGCAAGCCUUCUCAGGCCAGCAACGUGCUGUACCGUUUACCCCAGAAGCUUCAUGCCUAGAUGAAGAAAAUGAAGGUCCUGCAGGUGAUGAUACACAGGAACAGGAAAACAACGCUGUGGACAUGCAGUGUGACUCCACAGCAGGGAAAAUGGAGUCCAAAGAAAGUGAACUUGUGCAAGCCUUGGACAGAGUUACACUGUAUGAAGAAGGUUCUCGUGACUGUAAAGAACAAAUGAACAGCGAACCGGAAGAUAAUUAUUUUUCUCGAAAACAGACAGCUAAAAAACCCAACUAUAUAACAGUUCUAGAAAAAGCAGAGGUUUCUGCAGCAACUAAGAAGCAAAAAUUUAAACCCAAUCAACUACCCCACAGAAAUGAUGGCUCUCCAUUGGGAUCUUUGUCUCCUGGGCGGGCCUCUGGGACUGCGUCUCCGCUCUCUGCUCAGGCCAGGAGGGAGCGUGACAGGAAGCACCUGGAUGACAUCACUGCAGCUAAACUCCCUCCGCUUCAUCACAGUCCAGCACAGCUUCUGUCUUUAGACGAGUCGGCUGCACUCGUCAGAGAACAGACAAAGAAACAGCAGGAGCUGCAGGCCAAACAGGCUGCCCAGAAACUAUCUGAAGGACUGAAGAGCUCUUUGGGGAGCUACACUCCUGACGGUGGCCCCAUGGCUGCAUACAGAGAGGUCCACGAUGAAGGAGCCCACCUCUCUUCAGAGGAAGACUGAUUCUGGAUGGACAGCUUGGGAAAACAGUGUAACCUUGGCCUCUGGAGUAAACAGGCUUUGGACCUCAUGGUUUAACAUUAUACAUUGGAGGACUAGGGUCUCUUUAAGAGUGGAAAUCAGUCUUGGCUUCACAUAUCUAGCAAAUACCUUGUUGCCAAGUUUUUCUAGUAUAAAGCACGUACAGUGAAAUGUGAAUUCUUAAUCACUCUGAAGGGAGUACCUUGAGAAAACAUUAAAUAUGGGGACAUUAUAAAUUAUUUUGAGUCUGCCAUGGUUUAUAUUAAGCUUAAGCCUUAUUUUGUGGAUUAUAACAAAUUGAAACCUCAUCAAAAAAACAAAUAUAAGUUUUUUCCAUUUUUUUAGACCACAGAGGUACAAAAUGUGAACUCUAAAUAAAACCUUCAUUUGAGGCAUCUGCUGUCUUUGACGUUACUGAUCUACCUUUCAUAAGUGACCUAUUAGACGUAAGAUUCCAUGUUUUUAUUUUAUUAUAACUUGCUUUCUAAACAUUCCCACUAUUAUAAAUAUAUAUAUUCACUGACAUAUUGACUUCCCUGUAUUUACCCUCUUUAAUUCUGCUCAGCUUUAUUUGUACGCUGUGCAGAUAUUUGGUCACCCACACCACAGAACUUAAAUAUGACUAAAAUUUGUUAGUGAUUAAGUGAAGUACGAUAUUAGUAGAAGUAGAGAAAAAUGAUGAUACAGCAUCUUGUGUUAAGAAAUGUAAAUAAAAGUGUAUUAAGGUAGGGGAGUGUUGAUAUAGUGAAUAGCUGAUGAGUAUAAGGGGAAGAAAGCAUAAAGACCAAAACGAGCCCCAACAUGGGAGGCGGAGCUGCUGGUCCAUCCUGGAGGUGACUUCUGUUUUUUUAAGUUCCACCUCUUUCCAACCCCUGCCCUUACGAAAGCAGCCUCCCUCACACCCUACUCUUAUGAAAGCGUCCCCCCACCACCCUGCGCUUACAAAAGAACCCCC